Molecule: messenger RNA, 2883 nt
Organism: Paralichthys olivaceus (Japanese flounder)
Lineage: Eukaryota; Metazoa; Chordata; Actinopteri; Pleuronectiformes; Paralichthyidae
Gene: lactbl1b
Product: lactamase, beta-like 1b
Source: RefSeq, a predicted model, not a curated record
GUCUGCAGCUGCUCUAAUGUGACACAAUCAUCCUCAGUCACUCAGCCUCAUUUUGUGAAAACAGUCUGUGUUCUCCCUUCUCUGCUUUCUAACUUCAUCUCUUACUGUCCGGGGACCGGUGCUCAGCUGGUGAAGUGGAGCCAUGGGCAAGGCGGGGAGUAAAGUCCUGAGAGAGACGUCGGUGGACGGGGUGCAAGCACCGGCGUCUCCUGCUGCGGCUGCUCCUGCUGCCACCGUCAAGUUUGAGGGACUCACAAAAAGCAGCAGGAUGAAGGUGAAGUGGACUCAGCUGGGGUUGGUCUUCUUCCUCGUUCUGUCCUUGGUGAUGACCGGAUGCUUCUUCUGGCAGUAUCAGCUGCCCAAGGUCCUGCAGGACGAGGGGAUGGGUCGCAACGCCAAGGCAGAGAUGAUAUGUCCUCGCUUCCCGGAGCCUCUCCCGCUGGAGCAUCCCAUCCCCAGUCUGAAAGAGGCCCUGGAAAAGGUGGACGUUUUGCUUCGGCAGAGCAUCAACCCCAUCAGCCUUCCCGCUAUGUCGGCCAUUGUGAUUUUAAACGACACUGUUUUAUGGACCGGCAACUUCGGAAAGAGGAACAGCAGCGACCCUCUCUCAGGUUCCCCCAAUGAGUACACCAUCUACAGAAUUGCCAGCUUAUCCAAAAUCUUCCCGACGCUGAUGUUGUACAAACUGUGGGAGGACGGGAAGAUCGGCUCCCUAGAUGACCCUCUGGAGAAGUAUGUGGAGAACUUCACCAUCAAGAACCCUCUGGGGAAGUCACGAGACUCGGAGCUGAAAUAUGUGACAGAUGGUCUGAUAUUUCUGGACAGUGGGGAGGUUCAGAUCCGCUCCUCCUCCGUCACCCUGCGCAGGAUGGCCAGCCAGCUCUCAGGCUUGCCCAGGAGACUCCGGGCAACAAAUCUGCUUUGGAAAGGAAAAACACAAUCUGCAAUCAAUCUGCUGCAAGACGAUGUCCUCGUCGCAGACCCAGGGACCAAAUGUCACUACAGCAACCUCGCCUUCUCUCUGCUUGCUCAUGUGAUGGCCGAGCGGGUGGCCGGCGUUGACUACCAACGCUGGAUCACAGACAACAUCCUGGACCGGCUGGGAAUGGAGGACACCGGCUUCGACAUCACCCCUGGGCUGCAGACUCAAAUGGCUGUAGGCGUGUACUCCAACGGGAAGCCAGCUCCGCUCUACGACCUGGGUUGGUAUCGGCCUUCGGGUCAGAUGUUCUCCACGGCGGCAGACUUGGCCAAACUUGCCAUGAUGCUGCUGGGUGCUUAUCACCGCAAGCUGCUCGAGCCGGACUCUCUGAAGAUCAUGCUGAUGCCACUCCUCAGGUGUGAUAAGGACUACUUCGCCAACCGCACCGGGACUCCUUGGGAGGUGAACGAGCUGAUGGGCUACGAGAUGGUACGUAAAGAUGGAGACCUGGACGGGUACUCUGCCACCUUUUCUCUGGUUCCCAGACUGAAGCUGGGUCUCGUCGUGCUCAUGGCUGGCAGCAGGUCUCAGUCCCAGGAUGUGGUCACCAAGGCCUACAGCCACAUCAUCCCGGCCAUAGAAAAAGCCUUCAGGGAGGCAAGGAAGAUCGUCUUUGCUCCGCCAAACCCAGACCCUUACAUCGGCUUCUUCACCUACGGCAACAUCACCUUCUACGAAAUCAAAGUAGGGUCCGACGGAGUCCUCAUCAUGCAGCAGUUUGGGCCUCAGAUUGAAGAGCUUAUUCCAGAAAAGUUCAGGACAAUAAAGCUCAACUACCUGGUGGACCGGGUCUUCAGAGUGGUGUUUGAGAAAGAGUAUCCUUGUGUUUUGCAAGUCGGCUCAGCCUCCGUGUCCCUGGAAGCCCAGGAUGGUCAAUUAUUUAACUUCUACACGUUUGACAAGCGUGGUCUAUCCACUGGUUUUGAUGCUCCGGGACUGAAUACAUAUAAUGUGGUCAGAAUAGCCCGCAGGCCGUCUUUCUCAAGCUAAACUGCUGCAACGCUGUGGCCUAAAGACAAAGGGUAUGACACUGUGUGGGGUUUGUGAACAUUGAAAGACCAAAUGAAAAUGUUUGAGGUCAGAGAAAGGACUGAGCUCUUUAUUUCCAGAGCGCACACAGGGAGAAAAUGAAUUCAUUUUCCUUCUGAAUGAUAUGUAAUGUGACUGUUCUUUCUCCUUCAUUGUCUCCUGAUUGAGCAUUCACUUUAUGGUGAUACAGUGCUUGUGCUUUUCCUGCCUUUGUUUCAACUGCUAUUAGUCCUUGAGUUUUCAUGAGUGAGAACAGAAGAACGGUCUCUCAAUAAUUGUGCUAAUGUGCACAUGUAUAUUUCUAUAAAUAUUUCACUUUAAAAUCUUGGGGCCAUAAUUGCAGCUCGACAAAUAUCAUUGUCGCAUACAUAUUUAUCUAUGGUGAGAAACCAACCAAUUACAUUUCUCUGUGGUGCUGUUUUUGUGGCAGGUAAAAUUGGAACACUUUCAUGGCAAAUGUGUUAUAGCUAAAUAGAGAGCUGCUGAUUUAAUGCAGACAAUCACGCACUUAGAUGCGAAUGAAUGCAACAUAUUUUGGCUCCCGUAAAGCAGUGAUUAAGGAUACAGAGGCUUUUGGUUGCCAGUGUGAUACUGUUUAAUCCCUGAAAAUGGACUCCUGAUUCAUCCUGACCUCUCACACCAAUAUGAAUAAUACACUGCCCUGGCUGCUGCUGGAUGACAGAUUCAAGUGGACAAAGAAAAUGCUGUGCACAAGGCAGACACUUAUCUUCUAUGAUAGAUUGACUGUCUGGGGAUGUGAUGGAAACAAAGAAACUGUUGCUUAGUGCUAAAGCAUCAGGUGCAACAAGUGCAAUCGAGGGAAUGUGAAUGUCUGAAAUUUUUUUAAAAAUAAAUGUACUGUGUCCACUGAU